GUGUAACUUAGUUACUCUCGACGAUACCAUAAACCUAGUCCAUAAAGUAUAUAGUGAUAGUUUCAAGAAAAUAUUAUAUUUUAACGAAGUAAACUUCCCUACAUUAACACAAUAAAGGUAAUUCGUUUAUAUUUAUUAAAAAAUCUAUCGUAAUAUUUAGAUUAUUUAAAUUUGAAUUAGUAUACCUAUAUGAAAAGAACUGAAAUAUUUAAACUAAAUUAAAAUUUAUUUUAUUGUAAUAUGUUGAGCUAUUCCUUUCAAAAAAUGAUAAUAUACGUUUAAUUAUAACACAAAUUUUAACUCAUAAUGUAAUAAUAGUUAAUAAUAAUACAUAAAUAAAGUACCUGCAAAAAAAUAGUUUGUUAAACGGGGGAUGGUAAACUCCUAUAAAAGUAAAUAAUCUCUUACACUGACAUAUUGUUAGCUCAUACAAAAGAUUACAUUAAUAUAAGGAAUCGCAUCGAAAAUUCUCGAACAUUUCAAUAACAUAUAAAUUAUUUCCGUAAAUUGGAAACACAACAAUCUCUACCUUUUAUUUUUGUAGUUUAUAACUGAAUUUUAUUUAUUUUAAUGUUUUGCUUUUGACUUUGUAGUUUAUGACUGAUUUUUACUUAUUUUACUUUUUACAACUUUACAACUAAGUGUAGGAGUUAACACUAUAUCAAUGUAAGAGAUUACCUACAUUUGUAAGAGUUACCACCCUACUCUAUUUUUGAUAGAAAAAAAUGCAAAAAAGGUCCAUGUAGGAGAUUACACCGUCUAUUUUUGGCGGGUAAAAAGAGAUUAUGUAUAAGUGUACACUAUGUUUUAAAUACACAAGUAAAAAGGACAUUUUUGUAGGAGUUUACAUAUAGCCAAUUAUACAUUUGGCCUUAAAGUGCUUAAAGAACACUAUUGUUACGCCACUGCAAUCUCUUUGAUUACUAGACUUAAAUUAUUGCAAUAAUAAUAAUAAUUUAAAAUAAUGUGUUUCGAGUGGUCACGGAAAAGUAGUCAUAGAUACUUCUGUUUAAUUAUUAAGUACCUGUAUGAUGCAGUAUGUUAAAUUUACCAACCCAUAUUCAUUAGUUUUUCACUAGGCAAUUUAUAUCAAAAACGUAAUCUAGUGAGGCAUAAAUAAUUAUUAUUGUCUCCAUAAAUUCAUUAAAAAAAGACGUCCUAAGAUAAUGGAUACGGGUGCAGCCACUGUUAUAGGUAAUUUAAUGUAUAUCUGUAAGCAACGAUAAACUAUUUCUAGCGAAAAAACAAUUCUGUGCGCAGUUCAGUUAAUAGUGAUACUUUGUCAACAAUAUAUAUGUCAUAUUAUGGUAAAAUAAUUAAAUAGAUAAUAAAUAUUUUCUUUAAUCAUAUUUGUUUAAUAUUGUAUAGAUUUUCUCAUGUUUUUUUCGAUUUUUUCCACUUAUUGAGAAAACUCUGGGAAAAUCGAAAUAUUAUCUCCCUAAAGUACCUUACCAGUCAGAUUUCCUUUCAAAAAAGGGCUAUCAUUUUAAAUCGGAGCAAAAUUGCUUGUAGAAAAAUUGUACACAGAAAAAAGGCCAUAAUAUAUUUUUACUAAUACCUAUAUGUCGUACAUUUUCCCGGUUUUUCCCAGAUAUUAUGAAAACCACUUGGAAAAUUAAAAAAUGACCUCCUAAAAGUACCAUCUGGACAACAUCCCCUUUCAGAAAUGGUACCAUGCGUAUAUAUCGAUUCAGAUUUAUGGUCGAAUUUUCGUACACACGAGAAAAAAAUAAAAAUAAUAAUAAACAUUCUAGUAAAACCAAUAAAAUCUUUGCUACACUCAAAAUCUAAAAUUUAUCAAUAUUUUGAUUUUUUUUUUUAAUUAUGAUUUUUUGCUUUGCUACAAAAUUAAAUAUAAUAUAAUGCUACUAUACAAGGAUAUUAUAUUAAUUGUUACCAAUAUAUUAUAUAAUAUAGUUUAGAAGGAAUACACUGAAUAUAAAAAAUGAUUAACAAUUGUUUUGAAACCGUAUAAUAAUUUGUGGAAACCCAACAUGGAAAGGUAAGUCAAAAUAAAUAAAAAUACAUAUGGUUGCUAAAUUUAAUUUGUUUUGCAUUUAUAGACUACUAUUUGAUUCUCAAAAAGAAGAACGACCCAAACAUCCAAGAAAACAUGCGAAUAUUUUUGAAAUACUCACGUUUAGGUAGAUAAAACGCUAAAAUAAUUUAUUUGUAUGUAAUUAUCAUAGUUAUUUAACUACUCAAAGAUUAAAUCUUUGAAUGAAUCUAUAAAUAUUUCACUAUUGCAGUAAAAUAACCUCAAGAUGACAUACAAUGCUACGGGUUCUGCAAAGGAUGUGAAACAUAGGAGUAAGUCUGUUCAGAUAAAGUAGACAGAAGCAUCAGGUGUUUUAUGUGGCUAAAGAAUUCCAAUAGGACUUAAAGAUAAGUUUUUCAAAAGUGUGGGUGAAACCAACUAUAGUCGAAUAUAUUGUAUGAUUUGGAAUUUUGGGCAACAGACAGAAAAAUAGAAUAGAAAAUGAGUGUAGCGGAGAUGAAAAUGCUUAGGUAGAUGAAUAGAGUCACGAGAUUCAUAGGAUAAGAAAUUAAUAGAUUAGAGGUAGCUUAGGCGUGGCUUUCAUAGAAGACAAAAUAAGAGAAAUAGACUGAGAUAGUCAUGUUAUGAGGAGAGAAGAAUCUGAAGCAAUAAUAAUUGUAACGUUAUAAGGAAGAAAGGGUGAUCGAAAAAGAGAUAUUUGGGUGUGAUUAAUGGUGACUGACCCUAAAUAGUUGGGAUAAAGGUGAAGGAGAAGAAGAAGACUAUCGCAGUGAAAUGUUGGUACUACACACAAAUUAUAAAUUUUAUUUUAUUCAUUUUAUUUAAAAAUUCAUAUUAAUAUACUCGUAAUAAACUGACUGAUCUAAUUAGAAAAAUAAAUUUGCAUUCGUAUUAAUUUGGUUGUUAAUUGAUUUUUAAUUUUACAUAUCAAUUUUUUUAUUAUAUUAUGAUUAUAAUCAAUAUUUUACUAUUUAGUUGGUUACUAGACCUAUUCAAAAUAGGAAAACAAAGAGAUUUAGAAGAAAAAGAUUUGUAUAAAACAUUAGAAGAACACUUAUCGUCUCCAUUGGGCAAUGAAUUAGAAAAGUAUACUAUUUUGUAUUGUAAUAUAAUAUGUAUACUAAUAUAUUAAUUUAUAUUUUAACUCCAGUAAAUGGAAUACAGAAUUGGCCAUUGCAUGUAAGAAAAAACGUAAUUCUAGUCUGUUAAGGGUUUUGAUUCGAAUGUUUGGAGCUAAAUAUUUGAUGUAUGGUAUUAUACUAGCCACCGAUGAAAUUGUUUUAAAGUGAGAAUUAAACAAAAAAUAAAUAUAAAUUAAAUUAACUACUAUUAACUCGACAAAUUAAAUUUUGUUAUGAAAUAAUUUCAAUUUUUUAAUAGUAGGAAUAUAGGUGUAUUAUUUUAUUUGUAGACAGUAUCAAGUAUAAAAAUUGUAUGGUGACAAAUAAUAAAUCAAAUAAUAAUACAAAUAAUAAUCCUUUAAAUUUUACACGUAUUUAAAAAUGCGUAAAAAUUUGUAAAUUAUCGUUUUUUCAGAAAAAGGUUUUUCAAGUUACUUAACUAAAACAUUCUGAUAGCGCGAUUUAUUUUCUGAAAAUUGUACACGUAAAAUAAUAUAUAAUUUAAUUAAUUAAUGCGUAUUCGGAGUAUUAUGAAAUGUGUAUUAUACAAAUAUAUAAAUACAUAUGUAAUGUGUACUAUUGUUUAGAAUGGCUAACCCUCUAUGUAUUGGCGGACUCUUAGCAUAUUUUAACUCCGACGAAUCUAAUAAAACUAAUAAACAAUACGCAUACAUUUGCGCAUUCGUUCUGGUGUUUAACAUAUUCAUAUCGUUGGUUUUAUACCAUUCGACCCAAAUAGAAGUCCUUCACUGCAGCAUGAAGAUUCGAGUGGCUUGCUGUUCAGUAAUUUAUAGAAAGGUAAAUAAAAUCCUUUAAUAUAUAAUAAAAUUAAUCAUGUAUAACUUAUAUCUAUUUAUAUUCUGGAAAAACGAAAAACAAAUUUAAUUACUCAUUUUAGAUAAUAUAAUUAAUUACAAGUUACACGUCAUAUUCCAUAUUAUUAUGAUUUAUAAUGUUCAGUGAUGACUGAUAAUAUACAGAAAUGUACCUUUAUUACAAUUUUCGACUUGCGUACCUUUAUGAAGUCGGUCCUACACAACUAGUGAACUAAGCCAAUUAUGUGUUUAUAAAUAUUGUCCUCGUUAAUGGUCAUAUUUUUCAAACGACUCUUAUAAUUUAAUAAUUAAUUACUAGUACCAAUGUUGGUGCAUACUUUGUUAAUCAUUGACUACAGCUCCCAGACAACUUAUACAUUUACACAAAUUUCCAAUGGCAUACAAAUCGAUACUUAGUCAGCCAUUUAACAAUUCGUGAGGAAGAUCCAUAAUAAACAAUGUCUGUUCUUUAAAAUGUGCAUGAUUUACCAACAGUGAACGGGAAACGACCAAUGAUCAACAAUUAAACAAGUGUGUCCUACUAAGUAUAACUUACGGCUGGUCAGUAGUUAACAUUUGCUAGUCAUGUAGAACCAAAUUUAUUCACAUUCAUAAAUAGUUAAAAUUAAUGUUUUUAUAAUAUUUCAAACAACAAAUGAAAUAUUAUACAAUAAUUGUUGUGUCUAGGCAUUACGUCUGAGUACCACAGUCCUUGAUGGAACUCCAGUCGGCCAAAUGAUAAAUUUAUUAUCAAACGACGUUGGUCGAUUUGAUAUAGCUUUAGGGUUUCUUAACUAUUUAUGGAUUGGUCCUCUGCAAACUAUUGUGGUCACGGUUUUUUUGUGGCAAGAAAUAGGAGUAUCGUCAAUGGUUGGAGUUGCAUCAUUGUUUGUAUUCAUUCCAUUGCAAGGUAGGGAUACGAAAAUUAAAUACUAACUUACAAAUUAUAGAAAUAUAAUUGAAUUAUUUUUUGAUGCAAUAUGAACCUGCGUUAACGAUUCACAGGUUGGUUAGGCAGAAAAAUGUCUGAAUACCGAACAAAGAUAGCUAAUAUCACCGACGAGAGAAUACGGUUAAUGAACGAAAUCAUUUCGGGCAUACAAGUAAUAAAAAUGUACACUUGGGAAAAACCUUUUGCAAAUCUUAUAGAAUAUAUAAGGAGGUAAGUAUACUUAUACUAUGCUGUUUUUUUUCUGUAAUAUUUUGUUAGUUUAUUAGACGAUAUUGUGAGAAUUACUUUUAUUACUUCUAUUAAUAUCGUGAAAAUAUCAAAAACAUAUUAAUUUAGUGUACAAAUUACAAAUUUUCGUUUUUAAAAUAUGGAACAAUAUCAUAAAAUAAAUGUUUUUAUUUUGUUAAUAGUGAUUUUAUUAAGUGAAUACGACAUAUUAUUAACAUAAUAUUUAAAUUAAUAACUUUAAAUUUUAUUAUAGAAAGGAAAUUCGGCAGAUUAGAGGAUCAUCAAAUAUCAGAGGAAUUUCUUCACUGUUCGCAGUAAUUCAAAUUAGAUUCAUACUAUUCAUUACCAUUUUAUCUUACGUGUUUCUUGGAAAUUAUAUAUCUGUGAAAAAAGUAAACUUCUACUAUUUACGAACUAAUAAGGAUAAUUGAACACAAUGCUUAUCAGUUUUUAUGGUUCUGUUAGAUCUAUGUUGUAACAUCUUUUUAUAGUCUUUUGCUGCCAACAAUGACAAUAUUCUUCUGUCAUGGUUUGGGACUACUAGCGGAAGUGUUAGUAUCUGUUAAAAGAAUACAGGUAAAUUAAUUUAUUUCCAUAUUUUAUUUUUUAUUAUUUUAAUAUUAACUAAUAUUUAGUUAUAAUAUUAAUAAUGUACAACAAAAAUAUGUACAGCAUUUUUUACUUCAAGAAGAAAAAAAUAAUCAAGUACAAAACAAUGUAGAACCAAUUAAUAAUGAUCAGAAAGAAUCAAAUAUAAUUAAUGAAGAUACAAAAAAAAAAAUUACUGUAAAUUCAUAUAAUUCUGAAAUAGUAAUUUCAAAAGUAACGACUAAAUGGGCAAUCUAUCAACCUGUUAACUGUUUAGAAAACAUAAAUCUCACUAUAAGAUCCGGCCGAUUGGUUGCAAUCAUUGGUCCUGUGGGAGCUGGAAAAGUAUAAACGAUUAAAAAAUGAUAACAUCAUUAAGGUUUGAACAUGGAAAUAUUAUUACAGAGUUCAUUGAUACAAGCUAUUUUAGGAGAAUUACCACUACACAAAGGGUCAAUUUCCACGAUUGGCGUAGUUUCAUAUGCAUCACAAGAACCUUGGUUAUUUUCUGGAUCUAUUCAACAUAAUAUUUUAUUUAACUUGUCAAUGGAUAAACUACGUUAUGAACAAGUAAAAAAUAAUUUGCCAGCCAAAGUUAUAAACUACGCUAGUCACCAAUACUUAUGUUUUUCGAAAUGUGUUAAGGUUAUAAAAGCAUGUGCACUAGAAAAUGACUUGGAACAGUUUCAGUAUGGCGAUCGAACAAUUGUGGGUGAAAAGGGGGUUACCCUAAGCGGUGGUCAAAGGGCAAGAAUAAAUUUGGCUAGGUAUUUAAUAUUAAAAAAAAAAACAGUUUUUAUAUUGUUUCUAAUAAAAAAAAAAAUGAUUUCAGAGCAAUAUAUAAACAAGCUGAUAUUUAUUUACUGGAUGAUCCUUUUUCUGCCGUUGAUACUUGUGUUGGAAAGCAUUUAUUUGAAAAAUGUGUUAAAGGUAUAUACUAAUUAUUAUUAUUAUUACUAUUAUUAUUAUUAUUAUUAUUAUUAUUAUUAUUAUUAUCAUUUUCAAUCUGCAGAUUACCUCAAAGAAAAGACGUGCAUUCUUAUUACACAUCAAAUACAAUUUUUGACAAAAGUAAAUGAAAUUGUUCUUAUGGAAAAUGUAAUUAAACAUUAAAUAUAAGUUAGGGAUAACAACCAUAUUUAUUUUAUAAAUUUUAAUAAAUCAUAUUUUUUCUUCCAGGGUAGUAUAUCAGCUAAGGGAUCUUAUCAAAAACUCCAGUCCUCUGGUUUUGACUUUACAAAAUUACUCGAAUUUUCCGAUGAAACCAAAUUUGAUCGUAUUAAUGAACAAAAUGAAAAUAAUAGAAAUUUUGAAUCAAAUUCCAUUUUAUCCAUUCGUGGUUCUAACGACAGUAUUAGUCAUUUAUCUAUAGAUAAAUAUAAUCUCGAUGGAGAUUUUCCACAACCUAACGAAAAUACUGAAAUCCGUUCUUCUGGUCGUGUUUUAAAAAAUGUUUAUAUGACAUACGUUACUGCUGGUGGUAGUAUCUGUAAAAUUGGAUUGCUUUUAUUCGUUUACUUUUUAUGUCAAAUACUGAUAACUGGCAGCGAUUAUUGGAUUAGUUAUUGGUAAAGUGUAUACAAUUUUAUUUAAUACGUUCGAUAAAAUGUUUAACGUUUAUUUAAAUAUGUAAAUGUAUGUUUAGGGUAAAUAAAGAAGAAUACGCCUUUCGUCAAAUAAAUAUUAGUAUACUUGUAAACGAAACAUCUGCAAUGGUUAACGAUACAUUUAAUCUCAUAAUCAUACCAUCCGACGAUCGCUUUACUUGUAUAAUGGUUUACAGUGUUUUGAUUAUUUUAAUGAUAGUAAUUAAUAUUAUUAAAUCCUUAAUAAAUGUAUCUGUUUGUAUGAGUGCGUCAAUCAAUUUGCACAAUACCAUGUUCAACACUAUAAUUAGAACUACUAUGUCUUUUUUUAACACCAACUCGUCUGGUAAUAGUUCAUGUUUGAUACAUUAUUAAACAAAUAAUGUAACGACAACACAAUAUUUUAAAGAUCAAAUACAUUUAUUUUAUUUAUAGGAAGGAUUUUAAACCGAUUUUCUAAAGAUAUUGGUGCGAUUGAUGAAACUUUACCAGCAGUGAUAAUGACUUGUUUACAAGUAAACACAAACAUUAUUACUAUAAUCUGGAUAAAAUAAUGGUCUUUAUUAUUUUGAUAGGUUACAAUGUCAUUUUUAGGGAUUGUUUGUGUUGUUGGAUUAGUAAACAUUUAUCUUAUAAUACCUACCUGUGUUAUCGGAAUGAUAUUUUACUAUUUUAGAAUGUUCUAUUUGCCAUCAUCUCGAAGUAUAAAACGAUUAGAAGGCGUUAGUAAGUCCUCGAUUGUUUCUAUUGCUUAUAUUUCAUUGCUCAAAUCUUAAAAUUAUUUUAUCAGCACGGAGUCCUAUAUUUGCACAUAUGAAUGCAUCUAUGCAAGGCCUAACAACAAUAAGGGCAUAUAAAGCAGAAAAAAUUCUAUCCGACGAAUUUGAUAACUAUCAAGUUUGAAUAAUUUUAAUUUUAAUAAUGUGUGAGCACUUUUUUUAAUUUGAUUCUUAAAUACUUAGGAUUUACAUUCAUCUGCAUGGUACUUAUUCAUUUCUUCAAAUGAAGCGUUUGGCUGUUGGUUGGAUUUAGUUUGUCUUUUUUAUAUGAGUAUCAUAAUAUUCAGCUUCUUAUUGAUCGACAAUGGUAAGCUUAAAUAAAUUAACAGAAACCAUAGUAGGAAAUUUCAAAAAUAUUAAAUUUGUCUAAUUAUAAUUUUAGGUACAGAUGGUUCUAAUGUUGGUCUAACUAUAACUCAAAUUAUGGGAAUUUCUGGAAUGAUUCAGUGGGGAAUAAGGCAAUCAGCAGUAUUAGAAAAUGAAAUGACUUCAGUUGAAAGAGUACUAGAAUAUUCAAAUUUACCACAAGAAGCUACUAUUCAAUUGUCUCCAAGUAAUAAAGAAAAAUGUAACCCUACUAAAAACUAGAAAUAUUAUUGUUAAAUUACAAUGUGGUUUAGAUAAAGCUUCACCAAUAGAAUGGCCAAAUAAAGGGAAAAUAGUUUUUCAGCAUUUUAGUCUUCGUUAUAAUCCUCACACACCACUUAUAUUGAGAAACCUCAAUUUUACAAUUCAACCAGAGGAAAAGGCAAUAAAUUUGAUUAUUAUGUUAUGUUAUACUUAAUAAAACUGAUAUUUUUCAUAUAUUCAGGUCGGGAUCGUUGGUAGAACUGGUGCGGGAAAAUCAUCUAUUAUAGGGGCAUUAUUUAGACUAGCAUAUAAUGAAGGCGAAAUCAUAAUAGAUGAUAGAGAAAUACAUGAAUUGGGACUACAAGAACUACGAUCAAAAAUAUCUAUUAUUCCUCAAGAACCAAUUUUAUUUUCCGGAACUAUGAGAAAAAAUUUAGAUCCAUUUGAUGAAUACCCAGAUCACAUUCUUUGGAGCGCUUUAGACGAUGUAAUUAUACUUAAAUCAAUAAAGAUGUGAUUUGACAAUUUGUUUUUAUUUGUCUUUAAUUUGUAUUAUAUAUAUUUCACUAAACUCAAUCAAACAAUUGUUUUUCAAGGUGCAACUUAGAUUAGCCAUUGAAAAAUUACCUGGAGGUUUAAAUACAAAAAUGUCUGAUGGUGGAUCCAAUUUUAGUAUCGGACAGAGGCAAUUAGUGUGUUUGGCAAGAGCUAUUAUUCGAAAGAACAAGAUUCUUGUCUUGGACGAAGCUACAGCAAAUGUUGAUCCACAGUACUAUAAAUGAUUACAAUAAAUAUUAAAUAUUUCCAAUGGACUAGAAUAUUAUAAUAAUUGUGUAUGUCAAUACAUUUUCAGGACCGAUACAUUAAUUCAAAAUACUAUCAAAAAUAAAUUCUUAACAUGUACUGUAAUGACAAUUGCUCAUCGUUUAAAUACUGUAAUGGAUUCUGACAAAGUUCUUGUUAUGGACUCUGGUAUCAUGGUAGAGUUUGAUCAUCCUUACAUUUUGUUGAAAAAUAGAAGAGGAUUUCUGUACAAAAUGGUAGAACAAACGGGACGAACCACAGCCGAUUUAUUAUACAGUAUCGCUGCAAAGGUGAUUACUUCAAAUUUUUUUUUUGUUAUAUUAUUGUACUUAGUAUUAUCCUUUCUCACAAAUAUUUUUAUGUUUUAUAGAGUUUUAUGACUAUGGGAAUGAAAAUAAAAUCCCAAAAUUAACAAUAAAUAACGAAGAUCCUAAUUUUGCCUCCAACUAAAAUUCAAUAUUCUUAUUUUUAAAUUAAAACUAAUUUGAAUGUGUAAAAAUCAUCUGGCAUAAAAGAAAAUGUAUAUAUAUUGUAAUUAUUUGUUUACUAUAUUAUAUGUAUUUUUGAAUACAUCCAGAUGGCUUUAUAUUAUUUUAUAGACAAUGAGCACAUUAACUUUUUUUUUUGUUUAUAUUUCAAUAUAAAGGUUCGCUGCACUUAAUUUGUGUUUUAAUUCUUAUUUAUUAUACUUGUUUA
This is a messenger RNA of Cinara cedri, 10138 nucleotides long. The record is from the annotation of a GenBank genome assembly. Lineage: Eukaryota; Metazoa; Arthropoda; Insecta; Hemiptera; Aphididae.